AUGCGGUGUUUUUUCCGGGCGCGACGGGCGGCGGGGCCGCCAGACCUACACGCGCUACCAGACACGCUGGAGCUGGAGAAGGAGUUCCACUUCAACCGCUACCUGACCCGGCGCCGCCGCAUCGAGAUCGCCAACGCGCUCUGCCUCACUGAGCGCCAGAUCAAGAUCUGGUUCCAGAACCGCCGCAUGAAGUGGAAAAAGGAGAAUAAACUCAUCAAUUCCACGCAGCCCAGCGGGGAGGACGCAGAAGCAAAGGCGGGCGAGUAGACCUUGGAUCAAGGACCAGGCGAGCGUCGCAACUUCCCUUGGCUUUGCCCCCUUGCCUUCGUCUGCUCCCCAACU
Messenger RNA from Elephantulus edwardii (Cape elephant shrew), 342 nucleotides. It is a transcript of the gene HOXA6, whose product is annotated as homeobox A6. Lineage: Eukaryota; Metazoa; Chordata; Mammalia; Macroscelidea; Macroscelididae. Gene Ontology annotation, biological process: regulation of transcription by RNA polymerase II; anterior/posterior pattern specification. The record is from RefSeq and is a predicted model, not a curated record. Gene Ontology annotation, cellular component: nucleus. Bases 1 to 267 code for a protein of 88 amino acids. The transcript is spliced from 3 exons. Gene Ontology annotation, molecular function: DNA-binding transcription factor activity, RNA polymerase II-specific; RNA polymerase II cis-regulatory region sequence-specific DNA binding.